AUGAGCGGCGGGCGCUUCGAUUUUGAUGAUGGUGGCUCGUACACUGGGGGAUGGGAGAACGGAAAGGCCCACGGGCUAGGAUGUUGCACAGGCCCUAAGGGCAAAGGGGAAUAUAACGGACAGUGGCACUAUGGAUUUGAGUUGCUCGGUGUGUACACAUGGCCCAGUGGAAAUUGCUACGAGGGCCAUUGGGAAAAUGGUCGGCGGAACGGAAGCGGUGUGGAAACGAAAGGGAGGUGGGUCUAUCGCGGCGAUUGGUCGCAAGGUUACAAAGGUCGGUACGGAGUAAGACAGUCUUUAAAUAGUGGUGCUAAAUACGAGGGAACGUGGAGCAGUGGUUUACAGGAUGGGUAUGGUCAAGAAACAUAUGCUGAUGGGGGUUAUUUUCUUCCACUUUCUAAUGCAAAAUUUGCUAAAGUUGCCUUAGAGGAAAGGAAAACCUGUAUGAGGAAAACCUGUGUUUCAAAAGCAUCAAGAGGUGGAUUUGUUUUAAAUGUUGAGCCUGCCUCGGAACCGCUACAUAAGGGUAUUUUGCAAAGGACUGGGAGCCUGAGACGAACCCUUAUGCAAGGUCUCCGAUUACGAAAAAGUGAUCGCCGUAGUAGAUCAACAGCAAAUAGUCAAGUUAGCCAAACGAGUUCACGUAGCCAUUCUAGUUCACGUGCUCGUUCUUUGCCUCAUCAAGAUUCACUACGAAGUACAACUAGCACUUUGAGUUCAGGAUCAGCACCGUCAUCAUUAUACGGCGACGAUGUCAGUUAUCUUAAUGAGGAACCUGAGGGCGAUCUAACUGAGGUGUACAUGGGCGAGUGGAAGCAGGAUAAACGUGCUGGCUAUGGCAUCAGUCAACGUUCUGAUGGUCUGAAAUAUGAAGGAGAAUGGCAGAACAAUAGAAAACAUGGAUAUGGUGUCACGACUCGUCAUGAUGGCUCCAGGGAGGAAGGCAAAUGGAAGAAUAAUCAACUGGUAGCAUCAGGAAAGAAAAAAAUCUUCCCUCUUAGGUCUGCGAAGAUAUCUGACCGUGUCGUUAGAGCGGUAGACUUUGCCAACCAGGCAGCCGAGUUGGCCCGACAGAAAGCUGAUAUAGGUGUUUCAAGAGCAUCUCAUGCAAGAGACAAAGCACAAGCCGCAGACGUCACAGCAAUCCAAGCAAGGGAAGAUGCAAACAGAGCUAAACUUUAUGCCAAGGAUUUAUCACACUCACCAGCAGGUUCUGACACAAACAUAAAACUUGAGAGAAAAAAGAGUUUUUUCAACCAGAUUGAUCGCCGUAACAACAAACCAAUAGGAGUUACAACGAGAUCACCCAUUGGCAAUCAAUUGCAGCUACCGACACACACAGGUGAAAACAAUAAUCAAGAAUACUACGAGUCGCUAAGACGACAGCAACUGCACGAAUCAGGUAUAUCAAGCGCUGCCGAUGUGAGUCCCUCUGGAUCCCCUAUGAGAAGCAGAAGAUCACCCAUUGAGAAAUCACACUCGUCAGAUAGAAUGGGGGACUCGCAUAAUGACCAUCACUACUAUAGACAACAACAAUACGAUAGAGGUAGGCGAAUUCCCGAUAGAUUACAUUUAGAUGGUCCUAUUCCUCAGCAGCAUAGUUAUCAUUUUGAUAGUAUGGACAAGGAUUAUGAUGACAGAUAUUACUCAGAUUCGCAAUAUGAUCACCCACGAGAUUCCCAUAUGAGGUAUGGAAGACAUGAUCGCUCCUCCGCUGAGCUGACUCCAGAUUCAGGCGUUAGCACGCUAUCUGAAUCAGAACGUUCAAGAACCCACAGGAAAGAUUAUACUGAUCAGCGAGGCAAGCUACAAAGACGAAGUACUUUUCAACGACAGCAAAAGUUUGAAGAUGAGCACGGUGAGGAGCAGCAGCAGCAGCAGCGUCACCAUGAAAGCGGUGCACGUGUUACUAUCAAAGAGCCGGAUCCAGAAGCUGAUAUGAAUGAUAUUGAUGAUUUCCCGCUGCUAGAAGAUGAAGAAGAGGAUACAACAGAGAAAAAGAAGAAGAAAAAUAAGAAUAAAUCGAAAUAUGCUGAACUAACUAUAAAAAGUGACAAACCCCCUGGCCAUUACAGAUCAUUGACGGGACGUUUUCCUGACGGAUGUGGAAUUACCUACAUUCCUAAAGGGGAUGAAAAUGAGGAUGGCAUACGUGAUCCUGACUUGGAUCCGGAAGCAGUUAUGGUUGUGCGAGGUAAAAAUGUGGAAUGGUCGGCCAGUGGCAAGAUGGUUGCUUUGGUGCUGUUUCUUAAUCUUGGAUUUACUGUGCUUUUCUCGCAACUAUUCACCCAGAUUCAAGAAAUGCCUGAUUUUUGAGACGUUUUCGUCUCACCAAACAGACAGUAACAGGCGUUAAUUGACAGAGAAAUUACAUUUAUAAAGGUUAUAAAGGAGAGUUAAUUAAACCAAAAAAAUUGUAAAUUUGAAAAUAAGUUAGUUAGCAUUGAAUGGAGAAACUUCAGAUUUGAGGUUUUUUUACAAAUCAAAUUAAAGCAAGGUCAAACAAACAAGAUCAUGCUCGGCCGCUGCAGGUCAGUGAUUAGGUCAUAUUUAUUACAAUUUAAAAUUAAUAGUUUGAAUGAAUUUCAACAAAUCAACAGUUAAUUGGUUGUUUUUCUGCAACAUCUAGGAAUGGGCCAAUUCUUUUAAAUUGUAGGAAAUACAGAACGACAACUGGUAUUUUUUUUUAACAAAUUAAUCGCAUUUACCUUGGCUUUUCUACGAAUGGGAUUUUUAACAGCUGAAUUGUUUUUACUUUCAAAAAAAACUUCUAUCACUUUGAAUUUCAAAACUAUUUAAAUGUCUUUAAGUAUUUGAUUAACUCUGUUGUCAUCAGUUUGAUGUGAUUUCUAGUGUGGUUUAAAUGAAUUGGUGAAAUAUCUCAUUUUUUCACUGCUUAUAUUUGUACAGAUAUGGUGAAUUUACCAGCUUGAUGCCUUUAUCUUACAUUCUGUUGCACCGAACCAGUCCUAGGUUGUGUGUGGACAGGGGUAUGCAACGAAAAUCAGAUAUCACUAACAUUUGCAAGGUUGUUAAACAUUUUCAGAAGAUUUGUAUUUCAUGCCUGCAUAAUUUGUUAUCAUCACAUACUAGUGAGAUUCUUUUCUGUGUAUUCAAACUAUCAUGAAAUAUUGAAAGGAAACACAAGAAAAGUUAUUUCUUUGCCAUGAUAUUGCCAAUGGAGCACUUCACUUCAGAUAUUGCUGCUCGUUACAUGCCUUCACCCUUAGUAUGUAACAUUUUGGGUGGGUGUGGAGUCAAUUUAUAUUGUCUGUGGUUCCGAAGUUAAGUCGGGCUCCUUCUCUGUUCUACCUGCACAAACUCAAAAUGCAUGUACCUGGUACCAGUUUUCCAACUUGUUGGCACACUUUUCCAUAAUUUCUUGCUUGGCUUGGCAUUUUUUCGUCCAUCCCAGCACAAGCUCUUCCUGCUGUUUUUUUUUAUU
Saccoglossus kowalevskii is the source of this 3445-nucleotide messenger RNA. Its product is annotated as junctophilin-3-like. Gene Ontology annotation, cellular component: junctional membrane complex; plasma membrane; endoplasmic reticulum membrane. NCBI's taxonomy places the organism in Eukaryota, Metazoa, Hemichordata, Enteropneusta, Harrimaniidae. The record is from RefSeq and is a predicted model, not a curated record.